CCGAUUCCCCGCUUGAUUGUCUCAAUCGAACAACAGCUUCGCCAUCUCCCCAUCUGCAUCUCGCCAUCUCCGUCUCUCCAACUCUCGCUCUUACCAGUUUCUACCCUUGGAGCGUUCUAUCUUACUCGUAUCUUCGUACUCCAGACUUGCAUGAGCCAACGUUGAAUAUCGACCCCCGGGUCUCACCACACUCACAUCGUCGCUGCCAAACCAUGGCGGACCGGGUUCCCGCUGAAGCCGUCUCCGACCCUUCGAAUGGGUCGUCGGCGCCAUCGCCACGAACCAGUCUUGACUCGCGAUCUCCCCCGUUUCGUAGCCCAUCCUUGCGACUGUCCAAUCACCAGAAUCGCACCAGUCAAAACUAUAGCGAAUCGCUGCGCGGGGCGCCGCCCGGGUCGCCGCGUGCGCGCCGCCAGCCGUCCCUCACGCAGUCGGCCAUCCAGAGCCUGAUCGACAACCCACCGGCGCCGACGACUGCGGAUCCGGCCUUUGUGGGGCGUGACUGGCGGGAGAUCUCGGUGGGGGAGCUGGUCUCCCCGGACGAACUGAAAUUCGUGGAGCUUGACACGGGUAUCGAGGAGGCGACCAAUAUCUUGAUCGAGUCGAAUGUGCCGGUCUUGUUGAUUCGCGAGUCUCGGGAUCAGAACAGCGCCAUCGGAACGUUCGAUUUUGCCGAUCUGAACGCUUAUUUGCUGCUGGCGACCGGCUUCACGCAGCCGGAGGUAGAGAACAUACCGGCGUAUGAGGAACUGGCGCGCAAGGCCCGACUAGGUCUCACGAUUCCGCUGAAGGAUGUCAAGGACCUGGGACGCAAGGAGCCUAUGACGACGCUGCCGGCGUCCGCUAGCGCCAUGACGGCGGUCGAGACGUUCGGGGGCGGCGUGCAUCGCGUGGUGGUGGUCGAUCCGGAGCGCGGGGGCGCCGUGCGGGGUCUGUUCAGUCAGUUUCGGCUGGUGAAGUUCUUGUGGGAGAACGCGCGCACAUUCCCGGUGAUUGAGCAGCUCCAUACGCAGGCAUUGCAAGAUCUGCGGAUCGGGUCUCGGGACGUGGUGUCUAUCAACGGCGAUAAACCACUGUACGAAGCCCUGCAGAUUAUGUACAACGACGGGCUGUCGUCUCUGGCUGUGGUGGACAAUCAUUUCAACGUGAUGGGCAAUAUCUCGACGACAGAUGUCAAGCUCCUUACUCGAUCAUCGUCGCUCCCCCUGCUACGGAACACGUGCACACACUUUAUCUCCGUGAUUCUGUCCACGCGCGGUUUGAUCGAUGGCCAGGACUCAUUCCCGGUGUUCCACGUACACCCAGGAUCGACGCUGGCGCAUACGGUGGCCAAGGUGGUAGCCACCAAGUCACACCGGCUUUGGGUAACCGACCCCCUGUCCCCUUCAUCAUCUGGCCCCCCGACGCCUUCCCUGUCAAGCGUGCACAUCCCACUCGCGACCGGCUCCUCCGGCUCCAACUCAGCCCAGUCACCGCCAGCAUCGCCCCUCCCAGGAGCCUCAACCAUUCAACCCCCCAGCCAUACAGCUCCCCACCACCCAAGCCCACCCCAAGGCUUUUUAGGCUCCAGCUUCCUGUCCAGCUCCGGCGCAGGCGUGGCCCACGCAGUGGUUUCGUCCGCCCCGGCUUCUAUCCUCCCUGGAGACCGACUAUCCGGCAGUCUCGUGGGCGUAGUCAGUCUGACGGAUGUUCUGCACCUGUACGCGCGGGCAAGCGGGCUGAGCCCGCUGAACCCGGCGGAAAGUCGGAGCCGACGCCGACGAAGCAGCAGCUCCAGCAUAAGCGUGCGACGUAGCGGGGAGAUCGGACGGGAGUUGUUCAGUCGGUAGUGGCGGAUGGGCUUAUUGAUCAUGCAUAGCAGUACAUAGCAUGACUUACAUAUUGCAUCGGUAAAUACAUACUUACUUGGAACACUAUCGAUUUACUUUUGAGUAGCCGAGUCUAUUUACCUCACCUAUGAGUACAACCAAGCACGACAUACACUAGACGUGUACAACCCAUCCCAUCCAUCCCAACACGGACACGGACACGGACAACCGGGUCCAUAACUUACCAACUAACCUAAGGUACCCAAAGAAAGAGCGAAAAAUCCCCGACCCACCAACAAGAAACCUUCAAACCAAACCCACCCACCAACCAAGCCGAACCCAACCACGGAACACGCCCAUAAUACCAACGGGUAGAUCGGAUUGACGGAUCGAUCAGCGUAGCUCAGCUAUAGUUAGGUAGGUGGGUAGGUAAUUAGCUAGGUAGUUAAUGUUGGUUCCCGACGUAGGACACCGAG
This is a messenger RNA of Aspergillus campestris IBT 28561, 2284 nucleotides long. RefSeq names its product CBS domain protein. Gene Ontology annotation, molecular function: protein serine/threonine phosphatase inhibitor activity. Gene Ontology annotation, biological process: regulation of mitotic metaphase/anaphase transition; cellular response to glucose starvation. NCBI's taxonomy places the organism in Eukaryota, Fungi, Ascomycota, Eurotiomycetes, Eurotiales, Aspergillaceae. Bases 213 to 1829 code for a protein of 538 amino acids. The transcript has 5 exons. The record is from RefSeq and is a predicted model, not a curated record.